UUGCAUAACAAAAAACUCCACUCUCUACAGGUGGUUCAGGUCCUGUAUGGCACCUACAUGGCUGCCGAGGUUGCAUACUUCACAUACAUCUACGCCAAGAUUAGCCGGGACAAGUAUCAACAGGUUACCGGCAAUACUCGGGCAGCAAUUCUGAGUGGGCGAUUUUUGGCAAGCGUUCUCGGCCAAGCAAUGGUGUCCACCGGCGCCAUGGAUCUUCGGGAGCUGAACUAUAUUACGCUGGGUGCGCAAGCAUUUUCCUUGCUGUGGUCGUUCAUUUUACCACCGGUCAAAAGCAGCAUCUACUUCUACUCGGACUCCGGCGACUACAGUAAAAGUCACACAGAUUCCGGCAACGGCGCAGUCCAGGCGGAAAUUGAAAAUGAUAGCCGUAGUGCCAGUACCAUUUCAGUUUGUAGUCGAAACGGCACCGUCACUGCCAAUGGCGACAACCAAACCAAAUCCGAUGUUGAUCUGACCUCCAAUGCGGCAGUUGUCAGUGCCUUCGAGAGUCGUAAACCCCAAGAUUCGGACGGCAGCAACACUUCAAAGGUUCGAUUUUCGUGCCAUCGAGCUGGUAAUUUGAUAUGGACACACUUCACGGCAGCUUACUCGAACCUCACAAUAGUGCAGUGGAGCUUGUGGUGGUCAUUGGCCAUGGCUGGUUUCAUUCAGGUGCAAGUCUACGUGCAGCUUCUGUGGCAGGAAAUCGACCAGAAUCAGGAGUACCUCUACAAUGGCGGGGCGGAAGCUUUGUUGACCUUGCUGGGAGCCAUCAGUGCCAUGGCAGCCGGAUACGUGGCCAAUCGAGUCUUCGAGCAGUGGACACUGUGGGUCUUGACCGUGUGCUCCGCCCUGCAGGGUGGAUUGAUACUGUACUCCGGCUUCUCGACAAAUAUUUGGGCAGCGUAUACCGUUUACAUUCUGUUCGGAGCGCUGUACAUGUUCAUGAUAACGAUGGCCAGUGCAACCGUGGCCAAAUAUCUGCAGGAGGACAGUUUUGGAUUAAUUUUCGGCAUAAAUACGUUCGUGGCGUUGGCCUUCCAGUCCAUCCUGACUGUGGUGGUCAUUUCCGAGUCGGGCCUGAUGCUGACGCCACGUGGCCAGUUCAAAGUUUACGGCGGCUACUUCCUGGCCCUGGCUGCGGUAUAUCUCGUGCCGGCAACUGUCAGCAGCGUGAGGCACUGUAGCAGGGGGAGGAGGUCACCGGAGGGCGAUAGUGGCAUUGGCGAUGAAAGUGGAAAAGUUGAUCCCCAAAUGAUGGCAACGCAAAGCAACCGGCAGCAGCAGCGGGUGGAACUCGAGGGGAGCACUCAUUUUUAAUCGCUUUGUAGGUAAUUGUUUUGAAAAAUGAAAAAAGCUUGUUGGUGCGAUAGCAAUUAGGUUAAUGAAGUGUUACAAUUUGAACAAACUGUAAUAAAUCGUGAUGUGCGCUUGUGUUUUUAGUUUACCAAUA
Messenger RNA from Aedes aegypti (yellow fever mosquito), 1453 nucleotides. RefSeq names its product thiamine transporter 1-like. Lineage: Eukaryota; Metazoa; Arthropoda; Insecta; Diptera; Culicidae. The transcript is spliced from 4 exons. Gene Ontology annotation, molecular function: vitamin transmembrane transporter activity. The record is from RefSeq and is a predicted model, not a curated record. Bases 58 to 1320 code for a protein of 420 amino acids. Gene Ontology annotation, biological process: transmembrane transport; vitamin transport. Gene Ontology annotation, cellular component: plasma membrane.